AUGGACUUAUCAGCUGCCUGUGAUGGGGACAUGCAUCGUGUUGUACUAGAUUACAAUUAUAAUUUGGCUGAACAAAUCAUUUAUAUUCGGCCUCAGGAAGAUAUGAGCAAUUGCGUUUCCACCUGUCGUUCUUUCGAUGCUCUGGAGUCGAAAACUACACCAUCGAAAGUGGAGGCAGCGACCACCAUCACCACUGUCCCAUCCACUAUCCCCUCCUCUUUACCCUCUGGCUUGCCUGCCAAUACCAGGCUCAUUGCUUCAAGCGCAUCCCCUGAUCUCUCCUACGUUCCUUCCACUACAUCCUUUCCUGCCCUCCUUCCUGGUGGAUGGAAUGAGGAUCGAGUCCGGAUGUGUUCCAGACGAAGACGGAAAGAUCAAGAAGAUGAGACUGAGGAUGUGGCAGAAAAGACUCUCACUGCUAAUGACUUCUUCGAUGGGAGGGAGCUCGAUGAUUGAGGAAGACGAUUUGCUGAGAGGUAG
This is a messenger RNA of Rodentolepis nana, 480 nucleotides long. The record is from the annotation of a GenBank genome assembly. Lineage: Eukaryota; Metazoa; Platyhelminthes; Cestoda; Cyclophyllidea; Hymenolepididae.